UGCAACAGGUUAUUAUCGAUAAGAUGUAUAGUAUUUGCGGUCUUAGUCCGGAAACUAGACCACAGUUGGUCCCAAGCCCAAGCCACGGAUCGGGUGAUGCUGGCAGUCCCCUGUCCCUAGAACACUGGUACGUGUCCGACUUGGACGCCUGGUUACGAGACGGUGAAGUUCCGAGUCAAGAACUCGCUAAGCCUAAUUUAAACAUUCAGCAACAGAUGAAUAAUCUACUAGAUUCCAGCUUGUCUACUUACGGCAGCUCGUCUGCAGAACCAAAUGUACAUGUCAGAGAUAACUCCUCGAAGUUGACCGGUUCGGUCAUCUCCUAUCAGCAUUCAGUUCAUGUGAAUAUACCUUCCCCGGUAUCUUCAUUCAACUCUGUCCCUUCCGAGAGUCCAACCCUUUACGAUACCGUUCUUCCCACAACCAACCUGACGAAAGAUUCGAACACAUAUGGUAGCAUAUCUUAUUUGCCUAUACCAGUGCAAGAGAUCAAACAUGAGCUACCAGACAACUAUAGCGGUAGCAGCUGUAAUGAUGACCUGUCGUCAUCCAGUGGUUUUCUGCGGAACUUUAUAAAAACCGAAGAAGAGGUAACCGGUUCAUAUCAGCUGUCACAAGAGAAGUUUCAGCAAGUCCAGUAUCUUGCGAUGGAGCAGGUUUCCCACGACAUUGACCAAGCUUGUCAAGUGCUAGGAAUAUCCCGUGAUCCUAUUAAUUGGUCUGUGCAAGAUGUUCGCGCUUGGUUUCGAUGGACUUUAAAACAAUACAAUCUUCCCAGCAUCCUCCUUGAUAACUUUUCUAUGAAUGGUGUAUCGCUGUGCUCCCUGACAGAGGAAGAUUUCCAAUGCAGGGCUUCUCAAGACGGAGCAACACUCUUUGCCCAGUUAGACAUUUGGAAAAUAGCUGCGAAUAUGCGAAAAAACUGUCAAAGCAUAAGUACGUCACCUUUCCGAGUAGAAGACAGUAUUCUUGACAUGAAUGCUCUAUUAAACAAUUGGUCUUCAGGCUCAGUUUCAACAGUAAACACAUCAUCUGCUCAUACCAACCAAGUUACCACCGCAGGUAAAGAAGUACAAGCCGGACCCAUUCCCGCUUCAGUAGGUCCUGGAUGUGGAAGUGGUACUUUCAACAAUCCCUUCGUCUUGGGAACAGAAAAACUUCCUGUUCUUGCAAGCAGAAAAUUCACCAACGACAACUUUCAGAGUGACGAUGAAACAAGUGAAGACGGCUGUGACGUGGAUCGUAGUGGUGGUAGUACCAGGUCCGGACCACAUUCACACAUUCACCUGUGGCAGUUUCUAAAAGAGCUGUUAAGUCAGCCGCAGAUGUAUGGAAGUUGUAUCCGCUGGUUGGAUCGCUCUAAAAGCAUUUUUAAAAUCGAAGAUUCUGUCCGGGUUGCCCGCUUCUGGGGAAGGCGAAAAAAUAGACCGGCUAUGAAUUAUGAUAAACUUAGUCGAUCUAUUCGCCAAUACUACAAAAAAGGGAUCAUGAAAAAAACGGAGCGUUCACAACGGCUGGUGUACCAGUUCUGUCCUCCUUACGGACUAUAAGCUAAGACUAAUGGCAGCGUUAUCGAGCCUCGAGUGCAACAGCAUUUCGAGGUUUCCAUUUUGUAGUAUAUCCAUAAAAAUAUUCACACAUAUAUAGGUGUUGCCACACUGACCUAACUGGCUUUAUGGUAUGUGGUAUCACUCACUUAUGAUUUCCAACAAUUUAAUUGUUCAUUUGUAAAUAUUAUCAUGUUUAAUCUAUGGGCUGGCCCCAUAUACAAGAAUAUAUAUUGUGUUCGAUAAUAACAUAAUGAAUGGGCUUAUUGCAGUGACUGAUCCUGAAGGUAUGAUUCUUGAUCAGUCUGCAUAGUUAGAAAAACUUUCGUUUUCAAAAUUUAAAGUGCAAAAAGUUUUGUUUUAUUGUAUAUUAAAUUUUAUGUUUACCUUAACUCAGACAAACGUAGUAAAUGUAUUGUCGUUUUUUUAGCUAGCAUGCUUAAGCCUAGUCAGAAAAAAAUAUAUAAAUAAAUAUAUAUAUGUUUAUUUUACUUAAGUAGUGGUUUUGCCUAAUGUUUGAGUUGAUGCUCAGUCUCUGUUCGCAUGACACUCUUGACUCCUGGUGAGCCUAACAUAUGGAUUUAUAAUUGGAUCCUAGGAUGAUUGUCUAGCAAGCAGUGAUGCUGAUGCACACAAUCCACAAAAUUUUAGACAUGCUCCAGUAGUGGUGUUAUGAUUUUAAAAAAUAAGUGGAUUUGAAGAAACUCAAACUAUGGUGAAGUGUUUCACAUAUAUCAAUGAUAUAUAUUAGUAUGUUCUAAGAACACACUAUAAAUUCAGUUGUUCUCAUGUGAGGCAACUGAUAUUUUUUUUCUUACAUGUACGUUAGCUUAUACUGUAGAUUUUUGUUUAACCAAGUGUAUAGAUAUUUGUAUUCCUAGAGAAGACUUAUUGAGACCUAAGUUGUCUUGUAAAUUUUUUAUUUGUUUUUAGUCUCGCACUUCUUUCGAGGAUUCUAUAUUUUCUUUUUUAAAUACUGGGAAUAACAAAUGGAAAGAAGUAGUGAGGACUUGUAACUGGUGUUAGUUUAGUAUCAAUUUCGAUGGUAAGAGGGUGCUGUUAUUAGGAACUUUUAUUUACAAUGACUCAUGUAUGUCUUGAUAUACAUGAAAUCAUUUAUUUCAGAUAUUAUGUUGUGUGAUUUUAUGUCAUUUUGGGGCUAAUUUUUUUAUUUGAUGUAGUAUUUUUGUACAUUCCUUAUAAAAGUAGAUACUAACACAGUUUAGUAUUACCAAGUAGAGUAAAUGGCGUAUUUUGGGUGUAGUAAAAUUUUGUCUAAAAUGUGGCUCGCAUAAACUAAUAUGUGUUAUGGCUUAUAUGAACGUGGUAAAGUGUUUUAAUAAUAAUACUAGGAUUUAUUGUAGUGAUAGGAUUAUGUUUAAACUUUACUUUAGUAAAUGUAACUUUUCAGAGUUGAAAUAAAGUUUAUCUGAAAUUUUGUGAUUAA
This is a messenger RNA of Limulus polyphemus (Atlantic horseshoe crab), 2994 nucleotides long. Its product is annotated as DNA-binding protein D-ETS-4-like. Bases 24 to 1550 code for a protein of 508 amino acids. NCBI's taxonomy places the organism in Eukaryota, Metazoa, Arthropoda, Merostomata, Xiphosura, Limulidae. The transcript is spliced from 5 exons. Gene Ontology annotation, cellular component: nucleus. Gene Ontology annotation, biological process: regulation of transcription by RNA polymerase II; cell differentiation. Gene Ontology annotation, molecular function: DNA-binding transcription factor activity, RNA polymerase II-specific; sequence-specific DNA binding. The record is from RefSeq and is a predicted model, not a curated record.